AUGGGACAAGACCUUCCAUCCUCAAAAAACAGCGCAAACAGUCUCACCGUCGUUGACAAUCGCACUGGCAAGAAAUACACCAUCCCAAUAACGCGCAACAGCAUCCCUGCAACUGCCUUCAAGGCCGUCUCUGCUCCAAAGAGCUCCACUGACCGCGACGAGGAUGAGACCGACAAGGGACUGCGCGUAGCGGACAAGGGAUUCUUGAACACCGCUGUUAUUGAAAGCCAUAUCACCUACAUAGAUGGUGAAGCUGGAGUUUUACGAUACCGCGGUUACCCUAUAGAACAGCUAGCGGAGCAAUCGUCAUUCCUCGAAAGCGCUUACCUCCUCAUCUAUGGCUCGCUACCGACUAAUAACCAGUUCUCAAGCUUUGAGACUGAGGUGCUCCAGCAUGGUAUCAUGCAUGCCGACGCAGCGGGGUUCUUCCGCUCUUUCAGAUAUGAUGCACAUCCUAUGGCCAUUCUUACGAGCGCCUUUGCUUACUUGGGUUCCUACUACAGUGAAGCUAACCCUUCCCUUGAAGGGCAGACACUGUUCACCAAGGGCGACAAGGCAUCCCUUCAGAAUAUGGAUAAGCAGAUAUACAGACUUAUUGGAAAGGCGACUACUCUUGCCGCCAUGGCUUACCGUGUCCGCCAAGGUCGUGAGUUCGUCACCCCUCCAACAGGACUCAGUUAUACCGGCUCCUUCUUGUACCAAAUGGACUACCUCGGACACGAAGAUUACCGCCCAAAUCCUGUCCUCGAACAUGCACUCGAUGUACUCUUCCUUCUUCACGCAGACCAUGAAAUGAAUGCAUCAAGCACCACAGUUCUCCAGGCGGGUAGUUCGCUCGUGGAUCCAUACAGUGCCGUCUCGGCCGGCUGUGCAUCACUCUAUGGACCCUUACAUGGCGGAGCCAACGAAGCUGUGAUUCGCAUGCUGAUAUCUAUUGGCAGCCCUGCCAACGUACCGGCGUUCCUCGAGUCAGUAAAGAAACGUGAAAAAGUUCUGUCUGGCUUCGGGCAUCGCGUGUAUAAGACUUCGGAUCCUCGUUCAUACAUUAUCCGUAAAGUUGCGGAUGAAGUAUUUGCAGUGACAGGCAAAGAUGAGCUGCUUGACACUGCCAUGGCCCUCCAUGAUGCUGCUAUCAAGGAUCAAUACUUUGUUUCUCGAAAACUUGCACCAAAUGUCGAUUUUUGCGGUCUCAUCUACCGUGCCAUGGGCUUCCCUCUUGAUUUCUUCCCAGUCCUCUUCGUCGUCCCCCGAGUGGUUGGAUGGCUGGCACACUGGCGACAGAUGAUGCUUCACCCCGACGGUGUUAAGAUCUGGAGACCUCGUCAGAUUUAUGUUGGCGCUGAAAAGCGGGACUAUGUGCCCGUUGAUCAGCGGGUUCCUGUUGACGCUCCGAAGAUGAGCCCAAGUGUUGUUCCUCACUCUGGGUAA
Messenger RNA from Serpula lacrymans var. lacrymans S7.9, 1428 nucleotides. RefSeq lists its product as uncharacterized. Gene Ontology annotation, biological process: tricarboxylic acid cycle. Gene Ontology annotation, molecular function: acyltransferase activity, acyl groups converted into alkyl on transfer. The record is from RefSeq and is a predicted model, not a curated record. NCBI's taxonomy places the organism in Eukaryota, Fungi, Basidiomycota, Agaricomycetes, Boletales, Serpulaceae. The transcript is spliced from 18 exons. Bases 1 to 1428 code for a protein of 475 amino acids.